AUGUCCAUUCGCGGCGUGGCGCAGCUGCGCGCGCUGCGCCUGGUGUACUGCGACGUCACGGGGACGUCGCGAGGGAUCAAAGAGUUCGUCCUGAGUGGAGGCUGGGAUGAAUUUAAAGCGCGCGCGCUCGUCCACGGCGACUCAACCGAGGCGACGACGGAGAUAAGAAGAGGAGGAGACCCGCACGUGCGCGCGACGUACGCGAACGGGCACGAGAAGGCGGUGGGGUUGAAGAAUCUGAGCGCGAACGCGGUGGAGACGCACGUGCGGUGGUUGGCGAGCGAAAAGGGUAAGCCCGGGAGCAAACCGAUGAAGCACAGGCACUUCACGAAGAAGCCGAGCGUGCAGGGACGGUGGACGCCGUUCACGUUCGGCGGUGGGCGGGCGUACGUGGACGAAGAGGAGGAUUAG
Messenger RNA from Ostreococcus lucimarinus CCE9901, 411 nucleotides. RefSeq lists its product with no specific name. The record is from RefSeq and is a predicted model, not a curated record. Bases 1 to 411 code for a protein of 136 amino acids. The transcript has a single exon. Gene Ontology annotation, biological process: mitochondrial translation. Gene Ontology annotation, cellular component: mitochondrial large ribosomal subunit. Lineage: Eukaryota; Viridiplantae; Chlorophyta; Mamiellophyceae; Mamiellales; Bathycoccaceae. Gene Ontology annotation, molecular function: structural constituent of ribosome.